Phymastichus coffea is the source of this 16939-nucleotide messenger RNA. It is a transcript of the gene shot, whose product is annotated as dystonin. Gene Ontology annotation, molecular function: structural molecule activity; calcium ion binding; microtubule binding. Gene Ontology annotation, cellular component: intermediate filament; cytoplasm; membrane. The record is from RefSeq and is a predicted model, not a curated record. Gene Ontology annotation, biological process: wound healing; intermediate filament cytoskeleton organization. Lineage: Eukaryota; Metazoa; Arthropoda; Insecta; Hymenoptera; Eulophidae. The transcript has 38 exons. The coding region runs from base 445 to 16248 and encodes 5267 amino acids.
UUUGGUCGAGGCCAGUCAAGCCAGUCAAGUCAAGGUAGCUGUGUGAAUCAAUGAGAGAAAGAGAGAGAGAGAGAGAGAGAGAAAGAGAGAGAAAGAGAGAGAGAUAGCGAGCGUGUGUUCAUAGUAAUCAUUAAAGUGAAUUUGGUUAUUUGUUGAAUCAAGCUGUCGAUUACCGUCGACUGAUAAUCUGCGUAACAUAUGUGUGAUCGAUUGUUGCCCUCUUUUAGCCGAAGGGUUAGCUAAAAAUGCAUUGACCGCAGUGCAUUACAUCUUGUGCCCGAUGACCAUUUGAGUAGCAGCAAAUCCUGUUAGCCGAGUUGCUGCUACGUACACCAUUUAUUGCUUUUUCAAGUGCCAUAACGAGCUUGCGCCCACCAGUGUUGCAAUUGACGAUGCUGCAGAGUUAAUGUAGCUGACGCUACUGUGAACAAAACAACGAUCGCAAUGUCGAGGCAGGCUUACUACAAGGACCGGCUAGGCUUCGACCCGGCGGACUCGUUGCAAGCUGGACAGCGUGACCAUUUCAGAGACGAGCAACAGCAGCAGCAGCAGCGUGGCUACGAGGAGUCUCUCUCCAAGUUUAAAGAUGAAAGAGAUGCUAUACAGAAGAAAACUUUUACAAAAUGGGUGAACAAACAUUUGAAAAAGCACUGGAAAUACGUCAAGACAUACACGUGCUUGCACGUAUGCGUCAACGUCAACAACCAGCCAUGCUGUUCUCCCCCUGCGAGCAGACAUGUUGGAGAUUUAUUUCAAGAUUUACGAGAUGGCCAUAACCUCAUCUCUUUGUUGGAAGUCCUCUCAAGUGAACACCUUCCGAGAGAAACUUCUGGGAGUAUGCGCUUUCAUAUGUUGGAUAAUGUCCGGAUAGCUCUACGAUUUUUGCAAUGCAAAAAUAUCAAGCUUGUCAACAUCCAAGCGGAGGAUAUCGUCGAUGGCAAUCCAAAGUUAACACUCGGCCUUAUAUGGACAAUCAUUCUACAUUUCCAGAUUUCGGAUAUCGUAGUGGGUCAGGAGUCCCACGUGACGGCUAAAGAGGCUUUGCUACGGUGGGCACGCAGGUCGACAGCGCGCUAUCCAGGGGUGCGCGUAAGCGACUUCACGAGUUCAUGGCGCGAUGGACUUGCGUUCAGUGCACUCGUGCACAGGAAUAGACCGGAUCUGCUUGACUGGCGCGUUGCACGAACUUGGCAAGUGCGUGAGCGCCUUGAACGAGUGUUCUACGUUGCCGAACGUGAGUACGGGGUCACCAGGCUACUCGAUCCCGAAGACGUCGACACUCCUGAACCGGACGAAAAGUCACUAAUAACCUACAUAUCAUCGCUGUACGACGUGUUCCCGGAGCCACCAGCCAUCCACCCGCUAUACGACGUGGAGGCACAACGCCGGCUGGCCGAGUAUCGUGAAGUGGCAUUGUCGUUGCACGGAUGGAUGCGCGAGAAGCAGACGCAGCUACAAGAGCGAUAUCUGCCACCCUCAUUGAUCGAGGUACGCAAGCUGCAGGCGGAGUUGGGACGGCUGGUCGCGGACGAAUGGCCAGGGCGGACACGCGAUCGCCACCGGCUCGCCCAGAAUUGGCGCGAACUGCACAAGUACUUUGAAGUAGUAGGCGAGGUGGAACUUGAGCCGGAGUUGUAUUGGGAGGUAUUGGACCGCGUCUGGGCUCGGUUGACUGCACUGCGCGAAGAGCGUGAGCACGCACUCGAGCAGGAGGCACUACGGCUAGAGCGACUCGGCCGACUAGCCGAGAAGGUGGCACGCGAGAUCAAGUCCACGGACGUGCGUCUCGAGCAACUGGAAUACCGCGUGGAAGAGGAGGCGCAACGACUGCUGGGGACAAGCGCGCCUCACCCGCUUGAAGCGAAGCGUGCGGUCGAUUUGCUCGAGCAGGAGACCCGCGCACUUGAGCUGCACAUCCAGCAGAUUUUUGCGGAUGUACACGCACUGACGGAGGCCCGCCACGCGCAGGCCCCUGAACUGCACAAGCGCGUACAGCGGCUGCACCAGCGUUGGGUGGGCCUGCGCUCACUGCUGCAUCGGCGAUUAGUCCAACCAUUAGCCGCAGCGGCUAUAUCUUGUCCGGUGGCUGAAGAGCGGCUGGUCACAUUGCAACGCACGACCGUCCACGAAAAGCGCUUCGUUGAAACUAAUCCGCAUUUUCGUGCGCUCCAUGAGGCGCUUGAUUGGUGUCGGCAGAAACUCACGCUGAUCGAUGAAGCUGAUUACGGUAACGAGCCGACGCAGGUGCAAUAUGAGCUUGACCACUGGCAGCACGAGCAUCAGCAGAUCGACCAUUUCCGUGGCACGGGCCUCGAUCGUUGCGACCAAGCCAAAACCAAUUUCCAAGGCGAGGAGCUACAGCUUUACUCGCAACACUUGCAUCAGCUGCAUAAAAUCUACCAGGAACUGCUGCAAGCCUCCGUCAAGCGCUUGGCUGACCUCGAAACGUUGCAUGAUUUCGUGCAGUCGGCUACUAAUGAGCUCGUCUGGCUUAACGGCAAGGAGGAGACUGAACUGGCGCGCGACUGGAGCGAAAAGAACCUUGACCUGCACGCUAUUGAACACUAUUAUGAGCAAACCUUUGGCGUAGGAUUCGAGACGCUUAUGAGCGAUCUGGAGAAACGCGAGAUCCAGUUCUCAGCAGUACAGGACCGGGGUGAAAGCCUCGUGUUACAACAUCAUCCAGCCUCCAAAACUAUCGAGGCAUAUAUGUCGGCUAUGCAGAGCCAGUGGGCCUGGCUGUUACAGCUCACCCUCUGUCUGGAGAUCCAUCUCAAGCACGCCACCUGCAGCCAACAUUUUUUUAACGAGGUCCAACUGGCUGAGCAGUGGAUAUCCAAGCGAGACGAGCUCCUAAAUACUCACUAUUCUCAGUCUGAGUUCACACUCGAUGAGGGCGAGCACCUUCUCAAGGGAAUGCAGGAGCUCAGGGAGGAGCUCAAUAACUACGGCGAUGGCGUACACCAACUUAUCGAGCGGGCCAAGCAAGUAGUGCCAAUGAAACAGCGUAGGCAGCCGGUCACCCGGCCUCUCCAGCUUACCUGUAUUUGCACUUACAUGCAAGCCGACAUGUCAAUCGAGAAAAACGAGCAGUGCAUGCUCUACGAUAAUUCCGGCAGGAUCAAGUGGCGGGUUAAAAAUUCAAAGGGAGUCGAGUCCCCGGUGCCUGGUGUCUGCUUUUCUCUGCUACCACCCGAUAAGGAAGCUCUCGAGGCCUCUGAGAAAAUUCGCCGACAAUAUGAGCGGAGUAUUGCUCUUUGGCAGCGCAAGCAACUGCGUCUCCGGCAGAACAUGAUAUUUGCAACGAUUAAGGUUGUAAAGGAUUGGAGCCUACAGCAAUUCUUGGAUAUGGGCCAAGAACAGCGCAGCGCCAUACGCAAAGCUUUGAAUGAGGAUGCGGAUAAGCUCUUGGCCGAGGGCGAUCCCGCCGAUCCGCAACUACGCCGGUUACGUCGUGAAAUGGCCGAGGUUAACCGACUCUUCGACGAUUUUGAGAAGCGUGCCAGGGCGGAGGAGGAGUCGAGACAGGCAGGCCGGAUUUUCGGCGAGCAGGCCUCUUCACUUGAGCAAGCAUUAGAAGAAGUCGAGCGAUUACUCGUGGCUCGCGUGGCUGCUCCCAUACCACGUGAUCUCGACAGUCUCGAGCAUCUGGUUCUCGAACAUAAAGAUUUCGAGCGAAACUUGCAGCAUCUUGCGCCUGAGGUUGAACAGCUGCAGCAAACCUUUCGAAGCAUCACCCUCAAGACACCGCAGAUGAAGGCCAAGCUCGAUGGUUUGGCGGCGCGCUGGAAUCGCCUCCGGGAAUUAAGUAACAUUUAUAUUGAAUGCCUUAAGUGUUUUGAAAACAUGCUCGGCGGUCUCGAUGACUGCGGCGCUGCUAUCUCUGAGCUCGAGAUUAAGCUCGCUUCUUUUUCCCAACUGCCCUCGGAUCUUGGUGAUCUGCAUCAUGUACUCGACGACUUGAUGCAACUACAGAACAGCAUUUCUCAGCAGCAGAUUCACAUUGAUCAACUGAACGAUGACGCGCUCAAGACCAGGCGGCUAGUCGAGAAGUCGAGGCCUAAUCAUCGAGGCCCUCACGUCGACGUAGAUCGUCUUGAUAUGGAAGUCAAUCGCCUCAACUCCAGGUGGACUAAUAUAUGCGGCCAGUUGGUUGACCGUCUACGCAGCGCGGAGACUGCUUAUGGUCUUGCUCAGCAAUAUCAGACGUCUUAUCAGAGUGAGGUCGAUUUUGUCGACGAGAGCUACGCACGCCUUGAGAACCUCGCUCCGGUGCACACCAAGGCACAGGAACUGGAGACUACCAAGAAUAUACUGAACAGAUUGACCGAUCGGGCACCAGCUGUUGAGGCGGUCAACCUCACGGGUGGACGUCUUAUCCGAGAAGGCAAGAUUUACGGACAGAAAUUACGAGCUUUCAAGGAAGUUUUGGAAGAGCUUUGCCCAUCGAUGGAUGCCUCGGUCAAGAGGCCACGGCGGGACAAUGUCAACACAGUUGAUAGCAUAACGCGCGAACUCGAUAUUCUCAACCGUAGAUACACAACUCUAGUCGCCCUUUUACAGGAAAGAACUAGAAAAUUAGCUGCCAUUUAUCCUUAUAACUCAAUGUUACAGCAAACCGUGGAAGAAAAAUACAAGAUAUGUGAAGAGACACUGGGCAAGCUGCUACAAUGGAUCACUGAAAUUGAGGACAGACUUUCUCAUCAAGAUGUCGUCAAUGAGGACGUUGAUGAGCUUAGAAAUCAAAUUAAUAGCUUGAAGCAAGUGAAAGAAGAUAUCGAUGUCCACGCUAGACCGAUAUCGUUAUGUCUCGAUCAGUUAAGGCAAAUCGUUCUGUCUGGAAAUGAAGUACUUUCAAGUGACGAGCUCUCGAGUAUGGAGAAAAAUGGAUGCUUGCUGAAAAAUCGCUUCGAAAAAGCAGCCGAUUGUGCAGAGAGACUGCUACGGCGCCUGACGAUGGCCCGCGACGAGUUAGCAAAGUUCAGUUGUGAGGUGUCAUCGUUGAAGACUUGGCUGAAUAAAUUGCUGCGGCAGCUUGAGGAAAAGGAACGCGGACUGAGUGAGCUACGGGGUUUGGCGAGCAGCCGGGAGCAGGAGGGCACGCGCGAGCUUGUGAGUGAAGUGAUCGCCCACCAAGCGGAUCUACGCUUCAUCACCAUGGCUGGGCAGAAGUUUUGUGAUGAGGGUAGGGAAUAUCUGCAGCUGCUAAACGAUUUCCGUACUUCUCUAUCACAACGGCUCCCGCACAAGGAGCCUAUAUCAACGCAAGACUCGCUGGUGCGGGCCCAGGUGGCCCAACUGACCACCAGCUAUAAAGAGUUGCUGGAGCGUGCCUCGCAACUGGCUGAGUUACAGGCGCAGCUUAUAUCAAGACAGCGCGAGUACCGUGAGGCCCUGGACAAAGCCGCGGCAUGGCUAAACGAGCUCGAGCCGCGGGCACAACGACUGCUCGAUGAGAGCCAGUCACUUGAGCCCAAGCAGUUGGAAGAGCAGCUCCGUGCUGUGAAGGCUCUGUACGCCGAAUUGCUGGCCAAUGAACGGCUGCUACUCGGAGCCGAACAGGCUGUGCGGGCGCUACUCGAAGCCGGGGUACCGGACUUGGCCUCGCAGCAGCGGCAUGAUCUUGAGGAACCCGUACAGCACCUUCUGGUCAAGCACGCUCAGCUGAGUCAGGCUUUGGCAGAACGUUCCCGAGAGCUUGAAGCGGGACUACUGCAAAGCCAAGGCCUACAGGACGCCCUCGAUUCACUACUCGGCUGGCUCAGUCAGGCCGAGCUCCAUUUCAAAAACAUGGUUCGACCGGCGAGCCUUCUGCGGGAGCGCUUGGAAGAGCAGCAGCGGGAACAGCGAAUAUUGCAAGCCGAUUUGGACGGACAUCGUAGAAGUUUCGAAGCCGUAACGUGCAUGCUAUGUGAUGCGCCAAGCCUAAUGGCCAAACGUGCAGAGAGCAGGCUGCAGGAUGCACAGGCGCGUUUCGACAAGUUGUAUGAACGUUGCAGUCGCCGGAGCCAGCUACUAGAAGAACUCGGCCGCGAACUAUUACGGUUACAGCAGGAGGAGACCAAAAUCGAGAGCUGGACAGCGCGACUGACCGAGCAUCUGGCGCAGGGUGGCGAGCUGGUCGAGGCUGAGCUGGCUGAGCUAGCGGCGAAGCGCGAGGAACAACGGCCCGCUUACGAAGAACUCGUGCGUUUAGGCAAGGCUCUUACUACUAAGAAGGACGUAACCGACCAGGGCCCAAUACGUGAGCGCCUCAAGUCCAUAGAAGCGCGCUGGAAGGAACUCAGUGUAGCGCUCGAUGAGCGCCAGCGCCUGAAUAAGUCACGCGCUGAGCGGUUGGCCACGUACGAAAAGUUACGUGAGCAGCUGCAAGAGUGGCUAAGCCGCACUGAGUCCCGAUUGCAGCGUCUGGCCCCAGUAGCUGUUGAUCUUGACAAGAUCAACCAACAACUUGAAGAACUCAAGCCACUGCAUAAGGAGUAUCGUGAUCAUGCCGCCACUGUCGAUAAGCUCAACGAUCUGGGAAUUGCCUAUAAUAGCAUGACUCAGGAACGCAGUUUUAGUCCAAGCAGACGUCGCGGUGGCAGCAGCAGUCCAACUAAACGGCCUAGCCUCGCCAGCCCACUGCAUCGAACUCCUCAAGAUGCUCGCUCGCCGUCUCCAUCUAAAACCUACGGAGUUCAAAGUCCUGUCUCCCCAGGUGGUAGCAGUGGCUUUGGUAGCCGUCGCUCCAGUCAAGACGGAUUUCUUUUAGAGGAUUUGUCACCGGUACAACAGCAGCUAGUGGAGAUUAACAAUCGCUACGAGCUUCUGGGAGUAAGGCUGUCUGGACGACAAAACGAACUCGACAACGUCCGCGAGGAGCUGCGCAAAUACCGCGAUAAUUUGAAGACGCUUUUGCAAUUUCUCGAUAAGGUGCAUCGCCAAUUGCCGAAGGAAACGAUGCAUGAGACUAAGAUGGAAGCCGACAAGACGAGCAAGCAGAUUAAGCACCUUAUGGAAGAAAUGUAUGAGAAGCAGUCAUUACUCGAUAGCACCAAAAGCCAGGUGCGUGAGUUGGUAAGGCGAAAGGUUGGAGCAAGUGGCGUUGACGUCCUGAAUCAACAGCUUGAGGAGGUAGCCGAGCGUUGGAAGUUUGUAUCCGAAGCUUGCAAGGAUAGGCAGAAAUUUCUAGAGAGUAUUAAGCAGUGGCACGAUACUUAUGAGGCCCUGAGUACCUGGAUUGGCACAAAGGAGCGGAUGCUAGGGGCCCUGGGCCCGAUAUCGCCAGACCCACGUAUGGUGGCUAGUCAGGUACAGCAGGUGCAGGUCCUCCGCGAAGAAUUUCGCACGCAGCAGCCUCAGCUGGACCACCUCGUAAACGUAGCCGAUAGCGUGCUCGUGAGGUUGGCUACAGAUUCAGUCGAUGCUCACAAAAUACGCCAAAAACUCAACGGUAUUCUGCAGCGCUGGAAAAAUCAAUUGGCCGAGUUGGAAGAGCGUGCACGAAGCUUGGGCAAUGCCGUCGACACCAGCCGAGAGUUCGAUGCUAGUCUCAGCCGAUUACGCGAUGCUCUGCAGACCAUAUCGGAUAAUUUGGACGAACUACCACUCGACAAGGAUCCGGAGGAACAGCUGCGCAAAAUCGAACAUCUUGGCAGGCAGCUCGAGGGCCAGCGGCCACUACUCGCAGACGCUGAAGCCGCGGGUGAGCAGCUAUGCCAGGUUCUCAGUGAUCCAGCCUCCAAAUCCGACAUCCAGGCUAAGCUUGCCUCCGUUAAUAAGCUAUACAAUAAUUUACAAAAGAAAUUGGACUACAGGAAAGCUGAAAUCGAAGGAAGUCUUAAAGACGGUCGCCAGUAUGAUGCUUCAUGCAGUAAGAUUCUUGGUUGGUUGGCUGACGAGCUUAGUGGCAUGUCCGAGAAGCUGCUUGUCUCAGCCGAUCGUGAGUUAUUACAUCAACAACUUGAACAUCACGAGCCGGUAUAUCGUAGCGUCAUGAGCAGGGAACAUGAGGUGAUAAUGCUAUUGAAUAAAGGUCGUGGCAUACUUGCUAGAUCGCAGAAGCUCGAGAACCGAACCCUGCAGCGUGAUCUCGACAAAAUGCAAUUCCAGUGGGACCGUCUGAAGAAGGAUACUCUUGAUAGACACACCAAACUACAAACUUGUGCCGAGCACUGCAAUAAAUACUAUCGCGCGCAAAAUCUCUUCUUGCCCUGGUUGCGUGUAGCCGAAGACAAGCUCGAGAGUUUCAAGCCGAUGUCGUUCAAGCGUAAAGACAUUGAGAAGCAACUGAAAGAAUUGUCUGGGUUUCGAAACGAAGUUUGGAAGAAAUCUGGAGAGUUUGAAAACAAUAAUACUCUCGGCGAAACGUUUGUUAGCGCCUGCGAUAUCGACAAGGAUGUGGUGAAGAACGAACUCAAUACCAUGCAAGCCAGAUGGGAUAAACUAAAUAAUGAAUUGCUGCAACGAACGCAGUCGCUUGAGGACACAGCGAGACACCUUGCCGAUUUUAACGAGAGCUUGCGAGAAUUAGUACAUGAGCUUGAACGAUGUGAGGACAAACUGGCAUCGCAUGAUGCUCUGGGAGGAGCGGCAAAAGAUCCAAAACUCCUCGAUCGAAUCAAGAAACUAAGGGAAGAGACAGUGGCCUUAAAGCGACCACUCGGCAACGUACGCCAGCAGGCCAUUGAUCUGGGACACAAGGCGCGUGAGCAGGGUGUGGAUGCUAGUCAUUUUUUGGACGAGGUAGACAGCGUGGCCGAUCGCAUCGAAGACCUGCAGGCCAAACUCGACGACCGUUGUAACGAGCUUCAGAGCGCGGCCACCGCUGUAGCUCAAUUCACAGAUAUUUUGCGAAGUUUCGUACAGGAGUUAACCAUUCUCGAGAGAGAACUCGAAGAUAUGAAACCUGCUGGCCGCGAAAUCAAGACUGUACGCGAGCAGAUAGAGAAAACGAGGGCUUUACUGGUUAAGAUAGGCCGGCUGUUAGAGGACGUUAGUCGUUUAGUGAGCAGCGGCGAGAGCCUGGUGGAUUUGGGUUUCGCCGCCGACGCCGCAGCCACUCGGCAGCAGAUUGAGUCGCUCUCAAGGCAGUUGACUAGGCUCGAAGAAAAUGCACGGGCCCGAGAGGACGAGUUGAAUGAGACACUCGCCCGGCUGCAACAGUUCGCCAAGGCCCAAGCUCAGGCAUUGGACCUUAUGAGCGAAGUUCAUGAACAGGUGGGCAAAUUAAAGCCAGUGGGCUCGGAAGUAGAAUCGAUUCGCGCACAACAAGAGGACUUCCGAAUGUUCAAAGCCAAGCAAAUUGAGCCACUUAGCCAGGCCGUCACACAGGCUAAUGUCUUUGGUCAGAGCCUCAUUCAGAGCGCUGGCCGUGACGUUAAUACGAGUUGCAUCGAGAGAGAUCUUGACCGGAUGAACGAGCGCUGGAAUGAGCUUAAGGAGAGGAUAAACGAGCGAGAUCGCCGGUUGGACGUCGGGCUACUACAGUCCGGUAAGUUCCAGGAGGCUCUGGAUGGUUUGGAAAAUUGGUUAGCUGAUACCGAGGAAAUGGUUGCUAAUCAAAAACCACCAUCGUCAGACUUCAAAGUAGUAAAAGCCCAGCUGCAGGAGCAGAAGUUUCUGCGCAAGAUGCUGGUUGACCGACAGCACUCGAUAUCCUCAUUGUACGAAAUGGGCCACGAAGUGAGCCGAGGCGCUGAAGCCAAGGAGCGAAAGACCAUAGAGGUACAGUUAAGUAACCUGAUGGGCCGUUUCGAGAAUUUGAACGCGGCAGCAGAAGAACGUAUGUUGGCUCUUGAGCGCGCAAUGUCUGUAGCUAAGGAGUUUCAAGACAAAUUGAGUCCACUUGCGUCUUGGCUUGAUCAUACGGAGGCGCGUGUUCGCGAGAUGGAGCUCGUACCUACGGAUGAGGAAAGAAUACAGCAGCAAAUAGGCGAGCAUCAACAAUUGCACAAAGAUAUCCUAGCCAAGCGGUCAUUUUUCAGCGAACUGACUGACGUGGCAAGUGGCCUCAUGGGCCUGGUGGGUGAGGACGAGGCCACGAGUCUAGCCGAUAAACUUCAGCAGGUGGCCGAGCGCUAUGGGGCCCUCGCCGAGCGCUCUGAGAUUCUCGGAACAUUGCUGCAGCAUUCGAAGCAGGGCCUGCGUCAUUUAGUGCUUAGCUACCAAGAGCUGCAGGCCUGGAUGGAAGAGGCAGAGGUUCGCUUAACACGCUACCGUGUUUUAGCCGUACAUACCGAAAGACUACUGCAGCAAAUGGAGGACUUGGCCGACAUCAGCGAAGAAUUGGCUUCGCGUCAGAGUGAGCUCGAGGCCACUAGCGAAACCGGCCACGAACUAAUGACCCACAUUGGCGCCGACGAGGCCCUACAGCUUAAAGACAAGUUAGACUCGCUGCGCCGACGUUAUGAUGAACUGGUGACGCGAGGCUCGGAGUUGCUACGUCGUGCACAAGAGGCAUUGCCAAUUGUGCAGCAAUUCCACCAACACCACUCACGGCUUACAGACUGGAUGCAGGCUGCGGAAGCGGCCCUAGCUGGUGCCAGCACAACUACCGAAAGAGCGCGUGGUGACGAUGAUGAGAUUACGCGGCUGGAGCUCGAGAUCACCGAGUUUCGUCCAGUUCUCGAUAAGAUACAGGCUUUGGGGCCACAGCUCUGUCAGGUGUCACCAGGCGAGGGUGCAUCGACAAUCGAGGCUCUGGUACUGAGGGACCAACGCCGCUUCGACGCGAUCGCAGAACAGAUCCAGCGCAGGGCCGAACGACUGCGGUUGAGCAAACAGCGGUCCCUUGAAGUGAUUGGUGACAUCGACGAGCUGUUGGAGUGGUUCCGUGAAGCGGACGCGCAGCUGCGCGAGGCUGAACCGCCAAGUAGCGAGCCCGAAGUUAUUCGGGUACAACUGAAAGAGCAUCGGGCGCUUAAUGAUGACAUCGCCGCGCAGAAGGCUCGCGUACGCGAGGUGAUUAGCCAGGCGAAGAAGGUUAUAAGGGAAAACGCACGCGAGUCGUUACAACAAGGCACAGGUGGUGCUGGGGUUCCUAGUCAGGCCUUUGGCGAGGACGCCACCGCGAUCCGAGAGCGUAUGGAGGAGCUGCGCGAGAUCGUUGAUACGGUGGCAGGAUUGUCGGGUGAGCGGUUAGGCUCUCUCGAGCAAGCGCUGCCGUUAGCGGAACAUCUUCGGGACACCCAUCUCGUGCUUGCAUCCUGGUUAGACGAAAUUGAGCAGCAGGUGGCGAUGCUGCCUAUGCCAGGCCUCAGGCCCGAGCUAAUCGCGCAGCAACAAGACCGCAAUGAACUUCUAGUUGCGGCCUUGAACGAGCACAAGCCUCUCAUCGAUAAGCUGAAUAAAACCGGUGAAGCAUUACAGCGGUUGUGCAAUCGCGAGGAGGCGGUUAAAGUACAAGAGGUUCUUGAUCAGGACAACGCUCGCUUUGCGGCCCUACGGGCAGAACUGCGGCAGCGUCAACAGACCCUUGAACAGGCGCUGCAAGAGUCGGCCGAGUUUGCCGAUAAGCUUGAAGGCAUGCUACGCGCUCUCGGACACACGGCUGAACAGCUAGCAGGAGCGGAGCCGAUCAGUGCCCACCCGCCGCGGCUACGUGAGCAACUCGAUGAUAAUGCCGCCCUAACGGAGGAGUUAGCCCAGCGUGCAGAGGCGUAUGCCGCGGUGAAACGCGCCGCUGGUGAGGUCAUCAAUAAGGCCCUCAAUUUGAAUGAUCCGGCGCACAAAGAAGUGAAACGCAAGCUAGAACGUCUUGGAAAACUCUGGAUAGAAGUGCACUCAAAAAGUGACCAGCGUACUCGUAGUCUCGACGAGACCCUCUGCUGCGCCGAGCGCUUCUGGUCCGAGCUCGGUGGUGUGAUGGCCAGCCUAGCUGAGCUGCAUGAUGCUCUCGUGGCCCAAAUGCCACCAGCGGCCCAGCCUUCAGCUAUCGAACAGCAGCAGGUGGCUUUGCAAGAGAUACGCCAAGAAAUCGAUCAUACGAAACCCGAAGUGGAACAGGUACGCCAGUCUGGUCACGAACUGAUGGGGCUAUGUGGCGAACCUGACAAGCCCGAAGUCCGCAAACACAUCGAAGACCUCGAUCAGGCGUGGGACAAUAUCACAGCCCUGUACGCAAGGCGAGAAGAGAAUUUAAUUGACGCCAUGGAAAAGGCAAUGGAGUUCCACGAUAUUCUCAAACAGUUGCGGCACUUCCUGCAAGAAGCUGAGGACAGAUUCGCCGUCAUGGGCGCGCUUGGCAGCGAUAUCUUUGAGGUUAAGAAUCAGAUAAAACAACUUGCCGAUUUUAAGAUUGACGUUGAUCCACAUAUGGUUAAGGUCGAAGCGCUCAACAGGCAAGCCGCGGAACUGACCGAGCGGACUUCUUCGGAGCAAGCUCAGGCUAUAAAGGAGCCUCUGACUCAAGUGAACCGACGCUGGGAUGCGCUGCUACGAGCCAUUGUGGAGAGACAGCGGUUGCUGGAGAACGCGCUACUGCGCCUCGGUCAAUUCCAGCACGCGCUUGACGAACUACUCGUGUGGAUUGAAAAGAGUGGGCGUAGCCUCGAUGAGUUACGAGUGAUGGCGGGCGAAGCGCAGGUGAUCGAGGUCGAGCUGGCCAAGCUGAAGGUACUAGUGAAUGACAUCCAGGCUCACCAGACAAGUGUGGACACGCUCAACGACGCGGGCCGGCAGUUGAUCGAGGAUGGUAAAGGUAGUGCUGAGGCCUCCUCGACUGCGGACAAGCUUGGUACCCUCAAUCGGCGCUGGCGUGAGCUGCUGCAGCGCGCAGCUGAUCGACAGCGGGAGCUUGAAGACGCACUCCGUGAAGCUCAGUCAUUCACUGGUGAAGUGCAGGACCUACUUUCUUGGCUGGCCGACGUUGACAGUGCGAUCGUUGCUUCGAAGCCAGUAGGUGGCCUGCCAGAAACGGCGAGUGAGCAGCUUGAGCGUUUUAUGGAAGUAUAUAACGAGAUUGAGCAGAAUCGAGCCAAAGUCGAAGCAGUGUUACAGCAGGGCAAAGAGUAUCUGAGGCGCGCCAGCCUCAAAGAUGCUACCGGUUUAAGCGGUGGAAGUCUCGGUCACAGCCUGAAGACACUCAAACAACGUUGGGAUAACGUCUGUGCUCGAGCCAACGACAAGAAGAUCAAGCUCGAGAUCGCGUUGAAAGAGGCCAAUGAAUUCCACGAUGCACUGCAACUGUUCGUCGACUGGCUGAGCAACGCUGAGAAAGUACUCGGAAAUCUGAAGCCCGUGUCGCGCGUAAUGGAAACAAUCCUCGGUCAAAUAGACGAGCACAAAUCCUUCCAGAAGGAUGUUGGUGUGCAUCGCGAGACAAUGCUCAACCUCGACAAGAAGGGUACUCACCUCAAGUAUUUCUCGCAAAAGCAGGACGUAAUUCUUAUCAAGAAUUUGCUGAUUAGCGUGCAGCAUAGGUGGGAGAGAGUUGUCUCUAAAUCAGCCGAGAGAACUCGGGCACUCGAUCAUGGUUACAAGGAAGCACGCGAAUUCCACGAUGCCUGGUCAAGUCUGAUGACCUGGCUCGAUGAGACGGAGCGUAGCCUGGAUGAGGUAGCGCACGAAGGCCUGGGUGGUGAGGAGCCCGACAAAAUAAAGUCGCGAUUGGCUCGACACCGUGAAGUGCAGCGCGAGAUCAGCGUUAAGCAACCCAGCUAUGAUGCGUGCAUGAAGAACGGCAAAAGCUUGAAGGACAAAGCGCCUAAGUUGGAUGAGAGCCAGCUACGCGAACUGCUCGCCGAACUGAAGGCUAAAUGGGCGCAAGUUUGCACCAAGAGCAUAGACAGGCAGCGCAAGCUUGAGGAGGCUUUACUGUUCAGCGGUCAGUUCAAGGAGGCCGUUCAGGCCCUCCUUGACUGGCUGCACAAAGCAGAGCGCGACAUCGAAGCUGCUGGUCCUGUACAUGGUGACCUUGACACCGUGUCCCAACUAGUCGAACAGCAUCGUGGCUUCGAAGCCGAUCUUGAGUCACGCGCACUCCAGAUGGACUCGGUUGGCAGAACCGGCCGCGAGCUCGAGGCCAAAGCUAACGCCGAGGACGCCGCAAGCAUUGCACUACAGUUGCGCCAACUCGACUCACUUUGGCAGACGGUUAGUCAACUCUCUUUAGCCAAGUCCCACAGACUCGAGGAGGCGCUUAAGGAUGCGGAGCGACUUCACAAGGCUGUACAUUUGCUGCUUGAGUGGCUUAGUGAUGCGGAGAUGAAGCUACGCUUUGCUGGAAUACUUCCCGAGGACGAGCAGGAGAGCAGAAUCCAACUUCUCGAGCAUGAACAUUUUCUCAAGGAACUCGCGACCAAAGAGCCCGAGAAGGAGAACACUCUCGAGCUGGCUCGUGCUAUUCUAACUGAAUCCCAUCCUGACGGGAUUGCCGUUAUUAAACAUUGGAUCACUAUUAUACAGUCUAGAUGGGAUGAGGUUGCCACUUGGGCUCACCAACGUAAUCAAAAACUUGAGGCUCACAUGCAAGCUCUACAGGAUUUAGAUAAUCUACUGGACGAAUUAUUCACAUGGCUGGAAGGUCUAGAAACAACUCUCAUCACCCUGGAGGGUGAACCAUUGCCUGAUGACCAUGCCAUACUCGAAACGCUAAUCUCUGAUCACCGAGAGUUCAUGGAAAAUACUGCAAGGCGUCAAAAUGAAGUCGAUCGAGUCUGCAAAGCUAGACAAAUUAAACCUAUAAAGGACUCUCGGAAACUAUUUAAAAUCAAACCAUCAACAAUUGCACGAAGCAGUCCAGGUCGCGAAAGAACCCCAGAUCCAUCACUACCACACAUCGGCCCACGGUUCCCACCAAAAGGAAGUAAAGGGGCUGAACCAGAAUUCCGUAAUCCCCGGGUGAAGCUUCUCUGGGAUAGAUGGAGAAAUGUUUGGAUGUUAGCUUGGGAACGUCAGCGAAGACUUCAGGAUAAGCUCAAUUACAUCGAUGAGUUAGAUCGAGUAGCCAAUUUCAGCUGGGAAGAGUGGAGAAAAAGGUUCUUGAAAUUUAUGAACCACAAAAAGUCGCGGCUAACCGAUCUCUUCAGAAAAAUGGAUAAAAAUAAUGAUGGUCUCAUUCCUCGAGAUGACUUUAUUCAAGGAAUUCUGAAUACGAAAUUCGAUACAUCCCGACUAGAAAUGGGCGCUGUGGCUGACCUAUUUGAUCGUCAUGGCGAAGGACUUAUCGAUUGGAAAGAAUUUAUAGCGGCACUGAGGCCUGACUGGCAAGAACGACGUACCUACAAUGAUAGUGACAAAAUUCACGAUGAAGUCAGACGGCUGGUCAUGCUUUGUACCUGUCGCCAAAAAUUUCGAGUCUAUCAAGUAGGAGAAGGCAAAUAUAGAUUUGGCGAUAGCCAAAAACUUCGUUUAGUCAGGAUUCUUCGCUCUACCGUUAUGGUACGUGUAGGAGGUGGAUGGGUAGCUCUCGAUGAAUUCCUUGUCAAGAACGAUCCCUGUCGUGCCAAGGGAAGAACAAAUAUUGAAUUGAGGGAAAAAUUCAUACUGGCGGACGGUGUAAGUCAAUCCAUGACAGCGUUUAGAUCGAAGUCAAGUCCAACUUCGACUUUGCAGCGUAAUCCAUUGUCAUCGGCGGGACCGAUAACCAAGGUCAGAGAACGCAGCGCUCGUAGCUUACCAAUGGGUCAACAUCAUCAACAAACGAGAGCUUCGCUAUCUCGAACAUCAUUAAAUGCUGGCACUCCAGACAGCCUUAGUGACAACGAAAGCAACUCCCUUCGGACGCCUUUUAGAAAGAGUGGUAUUUCCAGUAAAACUUCGCUUACUCCAGGAGGCAGCCGUCCGUCUAGUAGACCAGCUAGUAGACCAGCUAGCAGACCAGCCAGUAGACCACCAAGUAAGCCUUCAAGUCGAUACGGUUCAAAUCAAUCUCUUGAUAGUACUGAUGAUUUAAGUACGCCAAGCCGCAUUCCGCGAAGAACUAGUGGAAGCACACCUACUUCUAGUCGUCAUAAUAGUCUAUCAGGCAAAAAGUUGUUCUCCCAGCAGCAACAUACUAAUGUGAAUCUCUCUUCGGCGCUUAAUGGCUCAUCGUCAAGACCACGCACACCUAGUGGUAUAUUCGGGUCAACUUCAAACUCAGGGUCGACUUUUACCGCUAGGACGAAAAUUACAUCCAACGAGAUCACUACUACGGCAUCUUCAACCUCAAAACUUUCUGGAAAAGCAUCAGAAGCUUCAGACUUGUCAGCCUCUUCGACGCAUAUGCAAAGAAAAAGUAAACAACAAACAUCUAUAGAUCAGAGAGCCCCUUUCAGAUUAUAGUUUAUAUUUAAUUUCUACUGAUCAUAAAUGUAUGAAAGAAACUAUUGCAAAAUCAUUUACUGAUUGUUAUAAUAGCAUGUAAUAUACUUAGCUUUUCUCAUAUAAUAUAUAUAUAUAUAUAUAUAUAUAUAUAUAAUGUUGCGAGCUACUCUAAACUACCAGAAAAAAGUUGCUCUAUAUACUGUUGCGAUAAAAUAGAUUUAAUUUUUUUUAAACAAAAUGUUAUUAGAGAAAACAUAUUAAAAUUUUUAUAGAAAUUAUAAAUCAUUCUUAAUUACUUUAUCUGAACCUAUAAAAUCGCAAAGAGAUAUAUUUUCAUGGAAUAUAAUACAUCCUUACGAUUUUCAUAUUUUCACUGAACAAAAAUUCUAUGUAUUAUUCACGUAACAAUAUGUCUAUAAAAUAUUAGUUUUUUACCAAUCAAUAAUACUAUUACAAAAAGUGAUUAUUAAAUUAUUAGACAUUGAAGCUAGUUAAGUGAUUAUAAAGUAUAGGGAAAAGGAAUAGCAAUUUUCUUGAAAUAGUACGAUAUGACACAAAUGCGGAAAAGUAGAUCCAUCCUUGUUUUGUUCGAGCAUAAACACCACACGAGAGAAGAAUUUCUUUCCUAAACUUGUAUCAUAAUGUACUAUUUUUAUUUAUGUAGAUGAAUUAAUAUUUAUUUUGAUCUAUAUCGACUAUAAAAAUUGUA